This is a messenger RNA of Acanthopagrus latus (yellowfin seabream), 2421 nucleotides long. Its product is annotated as gelsolin-like. Gene Ontology annotation, biological process: actin polymerization or depolymerization; actin filament severing; barbed-end actin filament capping. Gene Ontology annotation, molecular function: actin filament binding; phosphatidylinositol-4,5-bisphosphate binding. The record is from RefSeq and is a predicted model, not a curated record. Bases 162 to 2345 code for a protein of 727 amino acids. NCBI's taxonomy places the organism in Eukaryota, Metazoa, Chordata, Actinopteri, Spariformes, Sparidae. Gene Ontology annotation, cellular component: cytoplasm; actin cytoskeleton. The transcript is spliced from 19 exons.
GCUGUUGAGCUCAUGGUCUCUCAGCUGGGUGUGGCUCAAACAGGUAGAGUUACCUGCAGCCUAUCCCUCACAGCCCCUCCCCCCUCUCAGGUGUCUCAGGUGGAGCUCAGCCUUCGUCAGUUUUCACUGAGCAGCGUCCAACAAACACUGACGGUAACAACAUGGUGUUCCAUCCAGAGUUUGAGCAAGCCGGCCAGAGGGCGGGGCUUCAGGUGUGGCGGGUGGAAAACAUGGAGCUGGUUCCUGUUCCUAAGAGUCUGUAUGGAGGGUUCUACAGCGGAGACGCAUACCUGGUUCUCCACAGCACCCAGAACCGCUGUGGAACCCUGCAGUAUGACAUGCACUACUGGCAAGGUUCAGAGUGUUCUCAGGAUGAGAGUGGCGCGGCGGCCAUUUUUGCCGUGCAGAUGGAUGAUUACCUGCAAGGGACACCAGUCCAGUACCGUGAGGUCCAGGGUCACGAGUCCAGUACCUUCAUAGGGUACUUCAAAACUGGACUUAAGUACAUGAAAGGGGGUGUGGCCUCAGGGUUCCAACAUGUGGUGACCAAUGAUGUGGAGGUUCAGCGGCUGCUGCAGGUCAAAGGUCGACAUGUCGUCAGGGCGACGGAGGUUCCUGUGAGCUGGGACAGUUUCAAUCAUGGAGACAGUUUCAUACUGGACCUGGGAGAGGAGAUCAUCCAGUGGUCUGGUUCCCAUAGCAACCGCUUUGAGAAGCUGAAGGCCACCAUUGUAUCUAAGGGUAUCCGUGAUGACGAGCGCUGUGGGCGGGCCAAGCUGCUGGUCUGUGAUGAGGGGGAGGAGCCAGAGAGGAUGCUGGAGGUUCUCGGGGAGAAGCCAGAGCUGCCUGAAGCUCACAGUGAUGACACCAAGAUGGACGCCUCACACAGGAAACAGGCAACACUUUACAAGGUGUCUAAUGCAGAUGGUAACAUGAAGGUUACCAUGGUAGCAGAGAAGAAUCCAUUCUCCCAGGAUGCUUUGCAGUCCAGCGAGUGCUUCAUCCUUGACAAUGGAGCCAACGGACACAUCUACGUGUGGAAAGGUAAGGAGGCGAACCCUGAGGAGCGUCAUGCCGUUCUGCAGAGCUCAGAGCAGUUCAUCAUCCAGAUGAAGUACCCAACACACACACAGGUCCAGGUCCUUCCUGAGCACGGGGAAACUCCACUCUUCCAACAGUUCUUUAAGAACUGGAGGGACCCCGAUGACACCGUUGGCAUGGGAACGGCCUAUGUAUGCAGUCAGAUCGCAAAGAUCAAGAGGGUUCCGUUUGACGCAUCGACACUCCACCAAUCAGACGCCAUGGCAGCACAGCAUGGGAUGGUGGACCGAGGAGACGGAGAAAAACAGAUCUGGCGUAUUGAAGGAUCUGAUAAGGUUCCUGUGGAUCCGUCUUUGUUUGGUCAGUUCUAUGGAGGAGACAGUUACAUCAUUCGGUAUCACUACCAACACAACAACAAACAGGGUGACAUAAUCUACAUAUGGCAGGGGGCGGAGUCUACGCAGGAUGAGGUUGGAGCGUCGGCCAUCUUGGCUGUACAGGUGGAUGAUGAACUGGGAGGAAGUGCUGUACAGGUGCAGGUGGUUCAGGGAAAAGAGCCGGCCCACCUCAUGAGCCUGUUCAGGGGCCAACCAAUGGUGGUGCACAAGGGCGGGACCUCCAGAGAGGGCAGCCAAUCAGAGGUGGCAGAUACCCGCCUGUUCCAGGUUCGAGCCAAUUCAGCGGGAGACUCCAGAGCUGUGGAGGUGGACCCGUCCUCCCCCAGUCUAAACUCCAGCGAUGUCUUCCUCCUGCUCUCCUCCUCUGGAUGCUGGAUGUGGAGUGGGAGGAGCAGCAGUUCAGCUGAGGCCCGGGGAGCAGAACACCUGGCUGAGCUCCUGCAGGUGACCCCCACCUCUCUGGGGGAGGGGCAGGAGGAAGAUGCAUUCUGGGAUGUGCUGGGGGGGCAGAAGGAGUACUGUCACUCCCCCCGGCUGAAGAACAACAUGGAGGCUCAUCCUCCUCGUUUGUUCGCCUGCUCCAACAAGACCGGGAACUUCCUGAUGGAAGAGGUUCCAGGUGAGUUGACACAGGAUGACUUCGCUCCUGAUGAUGUAAUGAUCUUGGAUACCUGGGAUCAGGUCUUUGUUUGGAUCGGAGAUGAGGCUCAUGAGGAGGAGAAGAUGGAGGCGGCAUUAUCAGCUGUCAGGUACAUUGAGAGCGACCCGGCAGACAGAGACCCUCGUACCCCCACUGUGACGAUCAAACAGGGAUUUGAACCGCCAACCUUCACAGGCUGGUUCCUGGGCUGGAACCAUGAUUACUGGACCGUCAACCAGCUGGAGCAAGCCACUGGACAUCUGUGACAUCACUUCCUGUUUAAACAUCAACAAGGAGCUCUGAGUUCUGAUUCAUUCUUAUAAAUAAAAUCUGUUAGUGUCA